Molecule: messenger RNA, 1470 nt
Organism: Nematolebias whitei (Rio pearlfish)
Lineage: Eukaryota; Metazoa; Chordata; Actinopteri; Cyprinodontiformes; Rivulidae
Gene: gng3
Product: guanine nucleotide binding protein (G protein), gamma 3
Exons: 3
Coding region: 241-468 (75 amino acids)
Biological process (GO): G protein-coupled receptor signaling pathway
Cellular component (GO): heterotrimeric G-protein complex
Molecular function (GO): G-protein beta-subunit binding
Source: RefSeq, a predicted model, not a curated record
GAAGUGGGGGUAGUGAGGGAGAUCCCAUCCUUCCUCCAUGUAUCUAGUCCUCACUGUGGCAGAAUUGCAGCGCACUGGACUGUACAGAACAGGGUACCAACCAGGCUGCUGUCUGUGAGGGGUGGGGUCCGGCUACACUGAUACCACCAAGCAUCAGCUCACAGAGAGGCGGACAAAAAAGACUGAAAUAAGGACAGACAAGAGGGGGGAGAUUGCACCUGAAGAGGAAUAUAAUACGGGAUGAAAGGAGACACCCCAGUGAACAGCACCAUGAGCGUCGGCCAAGCCAGGAAGCUGGUGGAGCAACUGAAGAUCGAGGCUAGUUUCUGCAGGAUAAAGGUUUCAAAGGCUGCUGCUGACCUGAUGGCGUACUGCGACGCACACGCCUGCGACGACCCCCUCAUCACCCCCGUGCCCACCUCAGAAAACCCGUUCAGGGAGAAGAAAUUCUUCUGCGCUCUGCUUUGAAACCAAUCAGGGAUUGCUGUGAUUGAAAAGUACAUGCAUGUACGGUGUGUACAUGUACUUCCAACCUAAAUAAGACGUUAAAUGUACUAUAGUAUCGUCGCAUCAAAAAGCUGCCAAGUUACAGCACAGAAUCCAAUACGACAUGUCUUCAGCUAAAUUAAAAAAAAUAACUAUGAGCUUCAAAGAUCUAAGAAAGAAGAAUUUAAUAUAAUUAGAUUUUUUUUAAUAGAUCAAUAAAAUGUUGGAAAUAUUAUAGUAAACUUUGAGGGGACUUAAAAAACAACAUAUUUCAUGCUCAAACUACAAGUAACUACCAAAACACCACGUUAGACCUCCAGCAGUCAUUUGUUACAUAAAGGCUGGUUAAAUGGACUUAAACUGAUUUAUUUCUAAUUCUAAAUCCUAGUUACUAGUUACACACUCAUGUUUUGGCAGUUACUUGUAUAAGAACAGCUGUUUAAAAGUACAAAUUUAGCAGGUUUUGUGAAGAUUUUAGCUAAUUUCUAUACCGUUGCUAGUGUGGAUGUGUGUAUGCAUAGGUGCUACUGUGAAACUUAAGCAACAAAUACGAGCGUUUGAUCGCUUGUGAAUUCAAUAUUUUAUAGUUUAAUAGCACACGGACCCCCUAAACCAACACAUAGGGGUCAGGGACGUUUGAUGUAGAAUCUAAGCCAUUGCAGCAAAAUCAGCUAAAGUAGUGCAGCGCGUGUAUUUUUUAUGGUUUAGGACACAGAAUACAGCUGUGUCCAUAUAUGUUUACAGAUAACUUUAGAUUUAAGAGGUUCUCCAGUGACAUAUGUUCCCUUCCUGUUGAGGAAUUAGCAUUUUUAAGUAUUUACAGCUAAAAAGGCUUGUUCUGUUAAUCAUAUCCAAAGAGAUUAGAAACUAAUCCUGGCGUUGUUGGGACGUGAUCCAUCAUGAACACCCCGUUCUGGGCCAUUUUACAAAAGCUGUGUACCCUGCAAAUAGAAAAGCUGAUGGAAAUAAAACAAUCAAAGAUCA